CGCAAAAUGUUCAAUUGGAACGUUUUUGGAAGCUGUAUCCCUUGAAUACUUAUAAUGAUGCAUGAUGCGGGGUGAGUAUUGAUGCAGUAACUCGUGGAAGGCCGGUAGUGGAGAAGCUCCAGAGCCCUGCAUAACAGCUUGAUUAUUCCCUAGCAUCGCGGACCCUUCACUUGCAAGAGUGGUCUAUAUCUUUUAUUUUUCUGGAGUAGUCAAAUCAAGAAUCUUGCAUUAUUACCUUCGACAUGUCGACCAUCCAGAAAUUCGACCCGUUGGGCCUCUUCAAUGGCGCACCUCUGAUGUCCCAAGUUGUCCGAGCGAAUGGUAUGGUCUACACAGCGGGACAGGUUGGUGCCGAUAGCCACGGCUACGUCCCACCAGCCUACGAAGACCAGAUACCACUUGCAUUGGAGUGCCUGAGAAAGUGUCUCGAAACAGCAGGCGCAAAGAUCGAAGACAUUGUCCAUCUUCGAUAUUAUAUCGUCGACUAUGAUCCAACUCUGAAAUCCCAAUCACAUUACAAACACUUGCUGAAGUUCUUGAAUGGCCAUCGACCAUGUACAACUCUUGCACCUGUGCCUGCUCUAGCGAAGCCAGAGUACAAGUUCGAGAUCGAGGCUGUGGCUGUUGCUUCGGCAAUGCCUGCCCAGGUCCAGGAUACGAGCGUAGAUGUCGUUGUUGUCGGAGCUGGAUUGAGUGGUCUUGAAGCAGCUCGAAACAUUCAAGCUGCAGGGCUAUCAGUGCUGGUUUUGGAAGCUCGGGAUAGAGUUGGAGGGAAGACUUGGAGUCAAAACACUGAUGGUAGAAGCAAAGUGGAUGUGGGAGCAGCUUGGAUCAACGAUUCGAACCAGAGCCGAAUGUGGGCAAUGGCUCAGAAGUAUGGUCUGGAAACUGUGAAGCAGAAUACGGUUGGCGAUUGUAUUCUCUAUGAAGAGGAAACAGCUCAUAGGUUUCCAAAUGGUGAAACAGCACCAUUUCCAGAUGGUGGGCAAGAAGAAGUUGCAACUCUGAGGGAUUAUCUGGAUAAGCUAUCACUGGAACUUGAGAUCGAAACUCCAACAAAUGGGGACGCAGUACGGACAAAACAAUAUGACAGCGAGACAGUUGAAGAGUUCGUCAAAAGAGAAGGAUUUGGCAAAGCAGCUCAAGCAGCUGUGGCAGUCUGGUGUCGUGUCAUGUUCGCACUAGAGGCAUCAGAAUUGAGUGCCCUAUACUUUCUGUGGUAUGUUAGAUCAGCUGGAGGACUCCUUGUCACCCGAGGGGAGAAGAAGCAUGGAGGACAAUACUUGAGGAUGAGAGAUGGAACGCAAUCUUUCUCCAAGCAUCUUGCGGCAGGAUUGAAGCUUGGCACAGUCCGAUUGAACACACCAGUGAAGAAGAUCAAACAAAUUGGCAACAGUGUCACCGUUGAAGCUGGAAAUGGACUUGAGAUUGCCUGCAAGCGGGUCAUUAUAUCAGUUCCGACGCCUUCUUACAGAUGGAUUUCCUUUGAGCCUCCGCUCCCAGAGGCGAAACAGCUUCUCAGUGAGCGGGUCAACUUUGGACACAACGUCAAGGCAAUCGUCGUCUAUUCGAUGCCGUGGUGGAGAGAUUAUGGGCUUUGCGGUUUUGCUCAAUCCUCAGCCGGACCCAUCUCGGUCUGUCGAGAUACCAGUGUCGACCCAGACGGCCAAUACUCAUUGACCUGUUUCGUAUCCUCAGAACCUGGUAAACGUUGGAUCAAGCUGAACAAGGAAGCUCGAAAAAGCAGUGUGGUAGAGCAGAUAGCGAAGAUGUUCGGUCCAGCAUGUGCAGUGAAAAGUACUAACCCCACCACGUUGGAUGAAGUCAUGAGCAUCGCUCGCAAUCCCGCAGAAAUAUACUACCACGAUUGGACUGCGGAUGAAUGGAGUCAAGGCUGUCCUUGCCCAGCACUUCCUCCUGGACCGAAUGGAAUUUUGGACCUUGCCAGUGCUCUUGAAGAGUCUGUUGGUAAUCUGCAUUUUGCAGGUACUGAGACUUCUAAUAUUUGGAGAGGUUACAUGGAAGGCGCAGUGAGAUCUGGGGAGCGCGCAGCAGAUGAAGUGUUGAGCGCAAUAGGAGUAAGAGUCUCGGCUAAGAUAUGAAAUUGAAGUUGGAAAGAGUGAUGUUGGCUGAGCCAGAAUUAUAUCGAGGUUUGGAUUGGUCUCAAGUUAAUCAAUUGGAGUUAAGUAAGAAAGUGAAUAUAGCCAGCCAAAUGCCCGAAAAUGGUUACUUCAAGUGAAGAAAUCGACCGAUUAUGAGGUGUGUGAAUAGCACUACUCACCUCAAAUGUUACCACCAACUUGCAUCUGCGACCUCACAUCUCGCCAGUUUCAAGAACCGCGGCUGCUCUCUUGACGAAUGAUUCAACUACCGAUCAUGAAACAAAUGGUUAUUCCCAUACUAGUAGCGCUUAAAUCGAGGAGUCUGCUUUGCAGAGCUGAAUUCCCUGUUGACUUGCAUCACUCUGUUCUCUUGACACGUCUACUGGUAGUAUAACCACUUGUCUGACAAGCACGUGCAUUAUUUCCUCAAUGGCAGAGAACCUUCUGAGUACACACAGCAGUGGU
Messenger RNA from Mollisia scopiformis, 2567 nucleotides. RefSeq lists its product as uncharacterized. Lineage: Eukaryota; Fungi; Ascomycota; Leotiomycetes; Helotiales; Mollisiaceae. Bases 243 to 2102 code for a protein of 619 amino acids. The transcript has 3 exons. Gene Ontology annotation, molecular function: oxidoreductase activity. The record is from RefSeq and is a predicted model, not a curated record.